Tremella mesenterica DSM 1558 is the source of this 1566-nucleotide messenger RNA. RefSeq lists its product as uncharacterized. The record is from RefSeq and is a predicted model, not a curated record. Gene Ontology annotation, biological process: DNA integration. Gene Ontology annotation, molecular function: nucleic acid binding. NCBI's taxonomy places the organism in Eukaryota, Fungi, Basidiomycota, Tremellomycetes, Tremellales, Tremellaceae. The transcript has a single exon. Bases 1 to 1566 code for a protein of 521 amino acids.
AUGGAUUUGAUAGUUGGAACACAGGAAGACGAAGAGGUGGAGGAGGUUAGAGAAGAAUUACUGGGGGUAACCUGUGCUAAGUGCUCUCAUCUGACAUGUCACGAUAAUGUGCAGGAACCAGAGUCGGUCACCGAACUACGCCGUACCUCGCGGUCUCCCUUAAUACUUCGUGGGGGAUGGAAUUCAAGGGGGUUCCUUACGUUCGAUGGUCGUACUUAUGUGCCAGACUACGCCGAUGCUCGACUAAAGAUCAUGAAGAUGCGACAUGACUCGGUUCUAGCUGGUCACCCAGGCUCAGCGAAGACUCUCGAGCUAGUCCUACGGGACUACGUUUGGGUGGGAGUAAGAAAGGAUGUCGAAGAUUACAUCGCUGGAUGCGCGGUAUGUCAGAGAGCAAAGACUAACAGACAGAGAUCCCAUGGAGAGCUUAAACCACUGGAGGUGGCUACGAAGCCAUGGUCCAGUAUUUCGAUGGAUUUCAUUGAAGAGCUCCCUAAUUCCCAUGGAUACAAUUCCAUCUUAGUAGUAGUGGACCGGUUGACCAAAUGGGCCAUUUUUAUCCCAACUACGACGAAGUUAACCGCAGCUGGCCUAUCAGAGUUGAUAAUGGACUAUGUGGUGGCUCAGCAUGGAUUACCGGAGAACAUAGUAUCGGACAGGGGAUCGAAGUUUACCUCGAAGUUUUGGAAGAACUUGACCGAUAGUCUCGGGAUAAGACUACAUCUUUCUACUGCGUACCAUCCACAGACUGAUGGGCAGACCGAACGAACCAAUCAGUCCUUGGAACUAUACCUUAGAAUCUUCACUUCUUAUCAGCAGAACGAUUGGUCGAAGCUACUAGCUCGAGCUAGUUUCGCCUACAAUAACACCCACCAUUCCGCGAUUAAUAAGACACCAUUCUAUGCGAACUAUGGAUAUCAUCCUCUGUGGGCGGAAGAGAUCAAGGCCAGUGAAGUCGAAGUACCCGCUGCUACGGUGGUGGUGAAAGACUUGACUGAAAUACACAAGGAUUGUAUCGAAGGAAUUGAGAAAGCUAAUGAGAGGUACGCCGAAGGAUACAAUAGGAAACACCGGGCUACGCCGAACUUCGUGGAAGGAGACCUAGUGAUGCUGUCGUUAGAGAAUAUUAAGACGAAGAGACCAAUGAAGAAGUUAGAUGUUAAGCAAAGUGGGCCGUACAAAGUAGUACGGCAGGUGGGUUCUCAUGCUUGUAAAUUGGAACUACCAGGAACAAUGGCAGGUAUCCAUGACGUAUUCCAUGUCUCCUUGCUCCGUCCUUAUCAUCCUCCAGUAUUCCCUGGUCAGCAAGCUGAACCACCUGGCCCAGUAGAGGUAGAUAAUGUAGGGGAAUCGUGGGAGGUAAAAGACAUUGUAGACUCUAGAGUAAAUAAGAGAUCAGGAAAGUUAGAGUACUUGGUGGAGUGGUUAGGUUACGAAGGAACAGACGACUCAGUAUCAUGGGAACCAGUGGAGAACGUCGAUGGAGCUGACGACAUAUUGGCGAAGUUCCACGAACUUCACCCUACUAAGCCGAAGGAAGGGCGACUGCGAAGGGCUAGGAGAUAG